CUCACACACUCACCCACUCAUUCACUCAGUCAACCACUCAUUCAUUCACUCAUUCACUGUACCACCCGCUCACCCGCUGGUGACGUGCAAACUGUACAAGGCCAUGUGCAGCGAAGCGUCGCUCACGGACGUCGUGGAUGACGUCUCUCAGGAGCUCGAUAGCAACUCCAAGGAGUUUGGCCAGCUGGCCGUCGACCUCCUGGACCAGGUGUACCGGCAGGACGAGCAGGUGGCCAUGCGUCUACUCACGUACGAGCUCAAGAACUGGAGCAACUCCACCUGCCUCAAGCUCGCUGUGGCCGGCAAGCAGCGAGACUUCAUAGCACACACGUGCAGCCAGAUGCUGCUCACCGACAUGUGGAUGGGUGGGCUACGGGUUCGCAAGAACACCUUCCUCAAGGUGAUCAUGGGGAUCUUGAUCCCGCCCAGCAUCCUGGCGCUGGAGUACCGUGGCCGUGAGGGCGCCUACACAGCCGGCGACGAUCCUCCCUCCGCCACGCCUGAUGAUGCAGCGGGCGGACUUGGCGCGGUGCCUCAGAGGCCGCCACCUCGUCACGACGAGCACCCUGUGGACACUCUGCCUCCACCACACUGCGGGGACACCCUCGGAGGCGGUGGAGGCGGCGGUGGAGGCGGUGGAGGCGGUGGAGGCGGUGGCGGCGGCGAGGACGAGGAGGAGGGGGGAGUUGGAGCGGGGGGAGGAUGGAGCGGGGUCCGGGUGAGGGUGAGGGGCAUUGCCCUGCUCAACAAAGUCUAUGACUUCUACAGCGCCCCCAUCGUCAAGUUCUGGUUCCAUACGCUGGCCUACGUAGCGUACUUGAUGCUCUUCAACUACGUGGUGCUGGUGAGGAUGGAACGGUGGCCGUCGGCCCAAGAGGCUUUCAUCAUCGCCUACAUCCUCACGAUGGCGCUGGAGAAAGUCAGAGAGAUCGUGAUGUCGGAGCCCGGCAAGCUCUCGCAGAAGGUGAAGGUUUGGCUGCAGGAGUAUUGGAACAUCACGGACGCCGUGGCCAUCACAGUGUUCGUGAUGGGUGUCUCGCUGCGGCUUCAGGAUCAGCCCUUCAUGAGCUACGGCCGUGUCAUCUACUGUGUGGACAUCAUCUUCUGGUACAUUCGCCUGCUCGACAUAUUCGGCGUCAACAAGUACCUGGGGCCCUACGUCAUGAUGAUCGGCAAGAUGAUGAUCGACAUGCUGUACUUCGUCAUCAUCAUGCUCGUGGUGCUGAUGAGCUUCGGCGUGGCGAGACAGGCGAUCCUGCACCCCGACGAGGAGCCGACAUGGCGCCUGGCCAGGAACAUAUUUUAUAUGCCCUACUGGAUGAUCUACGGCGAGGUCUUCGCUGAUCAGAUUGACCUGUUCGCUAUGGAGAUCAAUCCGCCGUGUGGCGACAAUCUCUACGAUGACGACGGUAAGAGAAUGCCGCGGUGCAUCCCCGGAGCUUGGAUCACGCCGGCCAUCAUGGCCUGCUACCUCCUCGUCGCGAACAUCCUCCUCGUCAACCUCCUCAUCGCCGUCUUCAACAACACCUUCUUCGAGGUGAAAUCCAUCUCGAACCAGGUGUGGAAGUUCCAACGCUACCAGCUGAUCAUGACCUUCCACGAGCGUCCCGUGCUCCCACCACCUCUCAUCAUUCUCUCCCACCUGAGCCUCCUCGCCAAGUACCUCUGCUGCCGUCUCAGGCGUCACCACGAUGGAGGUGGUGGUGGUGGCGGCGGUGGCGGUGGUGGUGGGAGUCGUGCAGGAGCAGGAGCAGGAGGAGGAAGAGGAGGAGCAGCAGGAGCCGAAACGGACGAUCGCGAAGGAGCUCUGAAGCUGGUGCUGACCGACGAGGAGAUGAAGAGGCUGCUGGAUCUGGAGGAGCAGUGCGUGGAAGACUACUUCACUGACAAAGAGGAACGAUUCACCUCCUCGACCGAUGAGCGGAUCCGCAUCACCACGGAGAGGGUGGAGAACAUGGCGAUGCGCCUCGAGGAGGUGAACGAGCGCGAGCACUUCAUGAAGGCCUCGAUCCAGACGGUGGACCUGCGGCUCGCCCAGCUCGAGGAGGCCACGUCCCGGAUCGCCGGCGCCCUCGAGCGCCUGGCGCCGGGCGGCGCCGACGCCGCCGCCGCCGCCGCGGCCGCCGCCGGGCCGGCCCGGCUGCACUCCCGCAGCUCGUCGGACGGUCCCGGCGGCGGCGGCGGCGGCGGCGGCGGCCCCGGCGGAGGAGCGGGAGACCGCUGCCGCCGCGGUAGUGUCGGCAGCGGCGGCAGCCUCUUCCGCCUGGAGACGCCGGCGCUCCACCGCCGGGCCGCCUCGGAGCGCCGGGCGGCGUCUCCCAGCGCGACGCCGGCGCCGGCCGCCGGCGUGACGACGCCGCCGCCCUACUCCUUUCACCUGAUGCACCGGCGCGACCGGGACGGCGGCGCCGGCGGCGGCGGCGGCGGCGACGGCGCCGGCACGCCGCCCUGGCCUGGCUGGACGCCGGCCGGCGACGGCUACCAGAAGGAGCGCUCCAUGAGCCUGCACCACGCCACCAGCGCCUUCUCGGUGGCCCGCCGCCGCAGCGGCUACGCCAGCGCCGGCUGCAGCUUCCGCCGGGAGUCCGGCGGCUGCGGCUUCGGCGGCUUCGGCGGCUUCGGCGGCGGCGGCGGCGGCGUCGGCGUCGCCGGCGGCUCCUUCAACGAGCGCCGGCGGCACCGCCUCGGCUCCUGCAUCGACAUCUUCGUGUCGGACGACUCUUCGGCUCCGCCGCCGCCGCCGGCGGGCGCGGCGUCGUCGGCGGGCGACCACUCCCGCCGGCGCUUCCGCUCGGCGUCGCCGUCGCCGUCGCCGUCGGCGUCGCCCUCCCUCUCGCUGGCGCCCGCCGACGCGGCCGCGGCCGCCCUCGCGGCCGCCUCCUGCCGCCCAGAGGGCCGCUCGGCGUCUCGCUCCUGCCCGCUGGAGCGCUCCAAGAGCAACCGCUACCUCGUGGUGGCGCCCGUGCCCGGCCUCUUCUACGGCGGCGGGGCGGCGCCGGCGGCGGCGGCGGCGGCGGCGCCGGAGUCCCCUCCGCCCGCCGCCGGCGGCAACGGCGACCAGUGCGACCUGACUCCGACGCGUCUCGAGCCCGAGCUGUGCCCGCUGCUGGUCCGCUCGCGCAGCCUCAUGCUGCCGCCGCCGGCGCCGCCGCCGCCGCCGGCGCUCGCCAAGUCGCCGCGGAACUCCGAGUACACCACCAUCGUGGACUGCAUCGACACCAGCUGCGUCGCCGGCGGCUCCGGCGGCGGCUCCGGCGGGGGGAGCGACGAGCGGCCGUGCGGUUCGGGGGCCGCGGGCGGCGGCGGCGGCGGCGGCGGCCGCUCGUCGCCGGACCCCGUGUGCCGCUUGGGCGUCCCCGGCACCCUGGGCUGCUCGCAGGCGGAGCGCGAGGCCGAGCUGGGUAGCACGGCCGCGUCGGACGCCGAGUCCGACGUGGACUCGGGCCGCUCGGCGGCGGCGAGCCAGUCCAUCGGGGAGAGGAUGGACUGGCCCGGCGGCGACGCCGGCGGCGGCUCCUCCUCCUCCUCUACCGGCGCGGCCGCGCUGCUGAGGAGCCAGUCCCAGCGCAGGCAGCGGCGAGACCCCGGUGAACCCGCCGAGACUUUCUGCUGA
Messenger RNA from Petromyzon marinus (sea lamprey), 3613 nucleotides. The record is from RefSeq and is a predicted model, not a curated record. NCBI's taxonomy places the organism in Eukaryota, Metazoa, Chordata, Hyperoartia, Petromyzontiformes, Petromyzontidae.